Messenger RNA from Gadus macrocephalus (Pacific cod), 2816 nucleotides. RefSeq lists its product as uncharacterized. NCBI's taxonomy places the organism in Eukaryota, Metazoa, Chordata, Actinopteri, Gadiformes, Gadidae. The transcript has 2 exons. Gene Ontology annotation, biological process: DNA integration. The record is from RefSeq and is a predicted model, not a curated record. Gene Ontology annotation, molecular function: nucleic acid binding. Bases 92 to 2179 code for a protein of 695 amino acids.
GCAGCGCUGUAUUAUCUUUACGGACAACAAUCCCCUAAGUCACCUGUCUACUGCAAAACUAGGAGCAUUAGAGCAGCGCUGGGUUGCCCAGAUGGCUCCAUUCGACUACGAGAUCAAAUAUCGCUCCGGCAGACAGAACCGCAAUGCGGAUGCUCUGUCGAGGCAGAACCCCUCGGACCAUCCUGUUUUGGCGGAUUUGGCCCUGGGCACGACCCUUCCAACUGCCUUACAGCAAGUUGAGCAGGCACAGCCAGUAACGCAGGUGGUUCAAGCGGUGGUUACGGCGUUCCCUGAUAACAAAACCUCCCAUUUGCACUCUAGUCAGGAACAAGAUCCCGUCUUCCAGGAGGUUGUGCCACAUUGGAGGCGAGGUGUUAAACCUGGGCCUGCUGAGAGACAGCGAAUGUCCAAGUCGGCAUUGGUUCUCUUACGCCAGUGGGACCGACUAGUGGAAAGGGAAGGUGCCAUAUACCGUAGGGUGUUUCGUUCAGACGGAGCAGAGGAAUAUUUCCAACUGUUGCUUCCUGCUAAGUUGAAGUCUGAUGUUCUGACCCAGCUACAUCAGGAGCAUGGCCACCAGGGGGUGGAGCGCACCUUGGACUUGGCCCGUAAACGGUGCUAUUGGCCCGGGAUGUCCUCCGAUGUGGCUCGUUGGUGCCUUGAGUGCGAGCGAUGUCAAACUGCAAAAGACACUAAACCCCCAGCACGUAGCUUCAUGGGGCAUUUGUUGGCCUCAAGGCCAAAUGAGGUGCUUGCUGUGGAUUUCACGUCACUGGAACCGUCUCGGUCGGGUGUGGAAAAUGUUCUAGUUAUGACUGACGUGUUCAGUAAGUUUUCGCUGGCCAUCCCAACCCAGGACCAGCGUGCCUCCACCGUGGCAAGAGUGCUUGUCCAUGAGUGGUUUUACAAGUUCGGUGUCCCUGCUCGCAUCCAUUCCGACCAAGGUCGUUGUUUUGAGGCAAUUCUCAUCCAACAACUUUGCCAGCUCUAUGGUGUGGAGAAAUCACGCACCACGCCCUACCAUCCUGCCGGUAAUGGCCAGUGUGAGCGGUUUAACCGCACCCUACAUAACCUCCUCCGUACUCUGCCAGCAUCUCGAAAAAGAGAUUGGGUUGCGUGCCUCCCACAGCUGCUCUUCUGUUAUAAUACCACCCCGCAUUCAGCAACCGGUGAGUCCCCUCACUUCCUGUUGUUCGGCCAGGAGCCACGCCUACCGCUUGACUUUUUGCUGGGAACAGUACCCGACCCUGUAGCCGGGACGGUGCAUGAUUGGAUUGACGAACACCAAGCCAGGCUGCAAGUCGCCUUUCAGGGGGCUGAAGGCCGGCUUCGAGCUGCAGCCGGUAAACGGAAAGAGGCCCAUGACCGUCAGGUUAAAGAUCUACCACUGGGGGAGGGUGAGUUGGUCUACCUCCGUAACCUCAGUAGGAGGGGCUGCCACAAAAUUCAGGACCUGUGGAGCCCAGUGGUAUACGAGGUUAUCAAAGCCCCCCCAGUAAACGGGGCGGUGUACACUAUUGCUCCAGUGACUGAUCGGAGCAAAGUCCGACAGGUACAUCGUGGUCUCAUUAAAGCCCGGCUAGGGAGCGAUGCACCGGUAGGCCCGCCUUACACAAGUCCGCCAGUCGUUGAGACUGUUGUCGUGACGGAGGACGACAUGGAUGUUGAUCUGGCGUUCUUGCCCCCGACGUCACUGCUACAUCCAGUAGCGACGCCUGUUGUUGCCCUUGCCUGUCCGGGCCCCCAGGUGUUGCCUGCUGACCCCCCAACAGUAAACACCAGUAUCCCAGCCAGCCCCUCCCCUAGUCUAGACACUCAAACUAGUACUAGCGGAGAGGUUCAUACUGACAGUACACCCGUAGUACGGGUGGUAGAGAGUCUGGAUCAGGUAGAGGUCAGUAUGCCAGUACUAUCGCCAGUGGUCCCAGAGUCGAGCAUUGGUGGAGUGGCUCUACGCCGGACAUGUAGAGCCAUGGCAGGCCAACAUUCUAACAUUCACCAUUUACCUCAGACAGCCGGCCAGAUGGGGGUGUGCCCCAGUGGCCCUGUGUCGAGUCCAGUUGGUGCUGCUCUUCAAACCCAGGGUUCGAAUGGGGCUGCCAACCGGCCUAUCGUCGGGACGCCGACUGAAAAUGUGGGGGUAGAUUGUGGUGAGACGCAGGGGCAGAGCCCUUUGUAAUGAUCAGGGCCGUCACAGCCAAUGGCUUGCGUCUCCACCUUAUUUAUUCUGAGGUAGCUUUUUGUGUCGGGAGGUGCCACAAUUUGUCUCCUCGUUAUUUCCUGCUACGCCCCUCCAGGCAACUUGCUACCGGUAUGUACGCGUGCUUUCCCUAUGGACGCUCUGGCUGAUUUGUUUGGCAUGGUGAUUUACUUUUUCACACUGGUCGCUUUGCAGCGCUUGUGCCUGUUGCUUGCUGGUGCCUGCUGGUGCCCUGCCUUGGUUGGUGAUGCGUGCAGGUUGUUGAUCGCGUAACAGUCUCGGUGUGGAUUCCAACCGAAUGCUAACAUUCAGCUGUGAGCCGCUGGCUUAAGUAGGAAGUUGCCAACUUCCUGGUACUGCCGAUUGUGUCGUUGCCGACUGCUGUUUUUGCCACCCGUUGUUUACCACCAAAGCUGCCCAACUGUCCUGGGCUAGCCUGGAGGAUAGCGGCGAAGACGCUAACGACCACUCUUUGAACGUGAUCUGUCUGUUGACUUGUCCUUGUGUGUUUCCAUCUGCCCGUGUCGCAACUAGUGUGUGUCGGUGUGUGUGUGUGUGUGUGUGUAGAGUGUUGGCGAGUGCGUGCGUGUUUGUCCUGGGGAAGUGUUUGGUUUAA